Molecule: messenger RNA, 899 nt
Organism: Aspergillus alliaceus
Lineage: Eukaryota; Fungi; Ascomycota; Eurotiomycetes; Eurotiales; Aspergillaceae
Gene: psf3
Product: DNA replication protein PSF3
Exons: 6
Coding region: 145-681 (178 amino acids)
Biological process (GO): mitotic DNA replication initiation
Cellular component (GO): GINS complex
Source: RefSeq, a predicted model, not a curated record
GUCACCUUGCCGGAUACUUAAAAUCACAGGGCACGUGACACCGCGAAAUGCGGGACGCGCCUCAGCAAAAGGCGAUUCAACGACGUGAAGCGAUUCCGCAGGAUUUGAAUACAAUAGUCAAUUGCAAAAAUAAACUAUACCAAAAUGUCAUACUAUGAUAUCGACUCUAUUUUAACAGAUGCCCAGAAAUUGCCAUGCACAUUUGAACUCGAGGUACCAGGACUCGGCAUCCUAGAGGGCAAUCCCGGCGACAAUAUCAAAGCCGGCACUCGGAUCGACCUCCCACUAUGGCUGGGUGAAAUGCUCUCAAUCGGAGCUCGGCUGGGCACUUCUCGCUUAGUCUCAAUUGACAUCCCUUCUGCAUUAUCAGAACGAGUAAUGAAUGCUUUGAAAGCUGAUCCCCGGACCGUCGAUCUACGGGCAUUAGCUCCGCAUUUCUAUAGCCUGAGCGAGCGAGUCUUAGAGCUUUUCGAAGAAGAAGAGAUGGUCGAUGUCCUAAUCAAUACAUAUAAGAGACGGGCUGCAGAAAUCGCCGAUCAUGCCCACAAUCCGAAGGGUGCUCUUGGGGAUGGUGUCGAGUUCCUGCGGGGCUUGGAUGAGACGGAGAGGCAGCUGUUCCGCGUGGCCCAUGAUAGUGCCAGGGAGACACGCAUAUGGGCCGGUGAAGCGAAGAAGAGGUGACGUGAGGGAAGCGGGAUCAACAUUUAAAAUUGAACGGACUGAGCUGUGGCCGUCAUAUGGGCCAUGUCUAUUAUGCUACCCGGAAUGCAAGUAUGACUAGGUUAAUCUGUUUAGGACUUGUUAUAUCGGCGGAGUUAAGGUAUUCGCAUUUACAUACAGAGAAAUUGUCUUUAUUGCUCCUACAAGUAUAGCUUUCAAGAUGAAAGAAUUAAAGUCAA